This is a messenger RNA of Nothoprocta perdicaria, 2887 nucleotides long. It is a transcript of the gene POLR1D, whose product is annotated as RNA polymerase I and III subunit D. Lineage: Eukaryota; Metazoa; Chordata; Aves; Tinamiformes; Tinamidae. The coding region runs from base 41 to 430 and encodes 129 amino acids. The record is from RefSeq and is a predicted model, not a curated record. The transcript is spliced from 3 exons.
CGGCGGCCUCGGCCUGAGCGGCGCCGCGAGCGGCUCGGACAUGGCGGAGGAGGACACGGAGCUCGAGAGGAAAGCUGUAGAAGAGUUACUUAAAGAGGCRAAACGUGGCCGGACUCGAGCUGAAACAAUGGGAGCUAUGGGAUGGUUGAAAUGUCCUCUUGCUGGUACAAAUAAAAGAUUUCUUGUUAAUACCAUCAAAAACACAUUGCCUGCCCAGAAAGAGCAAGAGCAAGACCGGGAGCCUGAGGAAGUCAGCAAGGAGCCUGAGCCAAACAAAAGCAGGAAGGAGGAAAAACCAAAGAAGCGCCGAAUCCAUCCCUACACCCCCAGCUUUCAGGCCAGGAGGAGAGUCAGCUACUCUCCUCCCAGGCAUCGGAACAGGAGCCAGCACACAAAGGAUAAGUAUGAAAAACGAGCAAGCAAGCGAUGAGGAAAAGGAGUGCGUGCCACCACAAGCCCAGAAUGGCAUUAACUGUUGGACUGCAGGGAUGUUUCAGGUUUUCAGCCAGAGAUGACCCUCAAAAUCGAUUUUUGAGCAGAGAGUUGGUUUUGUGAGACGUAGCCUUGAGGYAGAUUUAUAAGACUUGUUGUCGGGACCUUUAAGAGAAAAGUAAAGGUGCAGCAUAAAUCUCUCAGUUGUUUUAGCACAGACACUCCCUUCAUCCCCCUCCGUCUGGGUAAGCAUUGGGUCUUGGUAAUGGAGCUUAGAAUAUGUUACACUGAUACAGUUUCUUUAGUCACUUCAUCCUUUGAGAAAUAAGUUUAAAUUAAGCAGAAGUCUAUUUAUUGUGAAACCUUGCCAGAACUUCUUUGCUGCKAAAUCAAUGAAGAAGUUUUGCUUGUUUGGGUGAGUUUAGUUUGCCAGAAAUUGAAAGAAGGGAGAAUUGGUCCAUACUUGGUCACACACGUAUAUUUUAGGUAGCAUAUAAGAAUUUGGUUUCUCUAAACAGUAUAAAAAGUACAGUUUUAAAGUUGACAAUACUGACUUUACCUCCCUGGAGAAAUCCCCAGGAAAUUCUGCUUGUUAUUGUAUUAAUCACAAACCUGUCAUAGAUUAUAACAAUAAACAUUACCCCUAAAAAGCCAUAACUGCAAUAAUUGUCUUUGUUUAGACUUCCCUCUGUAAGGAARUAGUUUGAAGAGUUCAUUGUCAUGGUGCUUUCAGAACAAACCUUGGAGACACAACGGUCAUGUCUGUCCCCAGCUAUGACGUUUCUAAGUAAAUGUGUAAUAGUAGAAAUGCAGAGAUUUAAAAACAGUCAAAUGCUCUCCCUUCAAGCCCUUGUGACAGUAUCGUAGUGGUGCAGUUCUUAAGUUUGAGACUGCAAACAGCUAGAAUUACGAUCAGCACAUUCUGUGUCUUUUUGUGUUGCAGACCAUUUUACAUGGAAGUCACUGUAUUUCCCUAUCCUCAGAACUAAUUGUUUUAAACGUAGGAUUCAGUUUUAGAGUUUAAGUGUGCUGACAAUAAAAGCUGAUGUGUUAAAGUGCUUUGUGGCAUUUAUACUUUUAAUGGGUUUCUUACUAAGCUGCAAUGGGUGUAUGUCAUCCAGCAGAAAGGAGCAGUCAGUGUUUCGAGGUCCUUCCGUGCUGUGUCAGAGCAGAGAGUGCCAUCUAUAGGUUAAUCUAUAUCUUGUGCUGUUAUACAUGUCUUGCUUGGAAAGAUCAUGUUAACCAGGUGAAGGAGAGACCCAAGUGGAGAUCUGCUGGGACCGAAUUUUGAUCUAGUAGCAAGAAUUACUUUUCUCAACAGUGGAAAGGCAGUUAAACUGGUGCAGAGGCCCCCAGUGAAUCUUAGGGUCGUUGUAUCCAUCAAAUCUCCAUGAAGAUAUGUAGCUUGUUUCUCUAUUUAUCUGCAGGGACCGCAACACUAUAGUAGAAGUUAUCCCUGCCUUUCAAAAAUCUCUAAGUGGGAACAAAAGGAAAAGUAGUAUCUGGAAAACGUAGGAUUAGUGAGRUUUUGAGUAAAAACAUCCAGGUGUCUCUCUUUGAGUUAAAUAAUCAGACUUCGUUUCCAGUCUUUAUUUUGCUGGACACUGCUCGUUUCCCCCUUGAUACUUCCCAUGGAAGGACAUCAUUUAUACUGGUAUGUGUGCCAGCCUCUGCUGCAGUGGCACUGCUGGACAGACAUGGAUUUGCAGCAGAGAAAUCCUCUCAAACUUGCUUAGGAUGAGGACUGGAGAUGGUUGUAGGCUUUUCUGAGGGCUUUCCACACUCCCACCUUCUGACACACCUUAAGGAUAGAUGCUGCUCCUCAUCUUUUAUUAAUUUAAGGCAGAUAUGGGGGCAUGGAAAAAUGGCUAGACUAUGCUUUCAAAAUUAGUCUGGUUCUCUGAUGGACAGUGCCUCCAUAUUAAAGCUGGAGAACUUGGAAUGACCAAAAACGUGUAACUGAAGAAAAUUGUCUUCAGCAGCAGUGGUAGGUUCAGAUAUAGUGGUUAUUUAUUUAUUUGUUUAUUUUCUGAAUUGGAAAACAUACCUAUAUUAUAUUCUGUUGGUUCAUAUCUCACAUUUUAUUAGGACAUUUAAUGAGAACUUGUUCUUCAAGUUCUUCAACUUGUUCUUCUUGUGUUCUUCAAUAGAUAUUCUUAAAUCAAGGCAAAUCUUUACCUGUUUGUGUGAAUGUGCCUUACUGUAGAUCCCCUUCUAAUCUAACUUCUGGGUUAGGAUUUCUGGAUUAGGCAGUCUGAGAUCCAAGAAAAGUGCAUGAUAAAAAAAUAAACUUUGUUACUAUCUUCUUAAUUAUAUAAAAAAAAUGCUGCAUGAAGCCAGAUUAGUAUUAUAAACUCCUCUAUUGCACAACAGCAGCAUCACAAUUAUACCUCAAAGAUAAGAUUUAAUCUCUGAAACUUGAAUUUGAACAGGUCUUUCAAAGCACAGUAUUAUC